UGAUUUGGUCGACUCAUCAACCUCGACUCAAACUCGAGCUCAAAUCACUGGUAUCUAUACUUCGACCUGUACCAUCAUAGUAGAUACCAUGUCCUAUCCACCAUAUCCUGGUGGUGGUGCACCCUACCCACCAACAGGAGGCUAUCCUCAAUCCUCUGGACCUUGGGUAGGAGGAGGUAUGCCAAUGCCUGGUAGUAGCAAUCCUCCUGGAUAUCCUCCUCAAUCAGGUCCUCCUAUGCCAGGCUAUCCACCUCCUCCAGACCCUUUUUCAUCACCAGCUGGUUACCCACCUGGAGGUCCUACUCCAUCUUAUCCACCUCCCCCUUCAUCCAGCUACCCACCCGAUCCAUCUUAUCCCCCAGGACCACCAUCAACAACGAGUUAUCCUCCAGGCCCACCAUCAAAUUUUCCCUCGGGCCCAACUUAUCCCCCAGGUCCAACACCAAACUAUCCUCCAGGCCCACCAUCAAAUUAUCCCCCAGGCCCAUCAUCAAAUUAUCCCCCGGGCCCACCGUCAAAUUAUCCCCCUGGCCCAAUGCCUAAUUAUCCUUCAGGCCCUUCAUCAAAUUAUCCCCCUGGCCCUCCUCAACCUGGCUCUUAUCCAACAGGUCCAUCAGGAGGUGGUUAUCCGACCAGUGCUCCCCCUGGAUCAUAUCCACAAGCCACUCCAGUCCCUAGUGAUGAUACAAGGAGGGUAUCAGUUGAACAGACACAGAGACAAAUGGCAGCAAUGUCUGUCAGUAAGCCAGUACCUGCUACUCAUGGUACAGUGAAGCCCAGUCAGAGUUUCAAUGCUGAAAAUGAUGCUACUACACUGUACAAUGCUAUGAAGGGACUAGGUACUGAUGAAAAAGCAAUCAUACUAGUAUUGACAAGACGCUCUAAUGAGCAAAGACAAGAAAUCAAAGUCAAAUUUAAAGUGAAAUAUGGAAAGGAUUUAAUCAAAGAGUUGAAGAGUGAGUUGAGUGGACACUUCAGAGAGGUCAUUAUUGGAUUAAUGAUGAGACCUACUGAGUUUGAUGCAUACUGUCUUAACAAAGCAAUGGAGGGUGCUGGGACUGAUGAGACAGCUCUGAUUGAAAUACUCUGCUCAAGAACUAACGUUGAGAAAGAAGACAUAAAGACCUUCUACAAGAAAGAAUAUAAACAAGAUUUAGAGAAGCACAUUCACAGUGAAACUUCUGGUCACUUUAGGCGACUGUUGAUAUCACUCACUGCUGCUGCUCGUGAUCCUGACAGUAUUGUGGAUAAAAGCAGAGCUAGGCAAGAUGCUCAGGCUCUUUAUAAAGCUGGCGAGGGAAAGUGGGGAACAGAUGAAUCAACGUUUAAUCAGAUUCUGUGUGCUAGAAGUUACGCUCAUCUUCGUCUUGUCUUUGAAGAAUACUCAAAAAUAUGCAAGUAUGACAUAGAGCAGUCCAUUUCCAGGGAGAUGUCUGGUGAUCUUAAAACAGGGAUGACAACAAUUGUGAAGUGUGUUAGAAAUCUUCCUGCAUAUUUUUCCGAGCGACUUUACAAGUCAAUGAAAGGGUUGGGUACUGAUGAUAGAACUCUUGUUCGUGUGAUGGUCUCUCGCUGUGAGGUGGACAUGGUUGAGAUCAAAUCAACCUUUGAGAGGAAUUACGGGAAGACACUGGAAUCAUUCAUAAAAGGAGACACCAGUGGAGAUUACAAGAGAGUUUUGUUAGCUUUGGCUGGAGAGUACUAACUAUAGGAAACAGUUUUGUCAAAUUAUUAUAUCAGUUAAUUUUAUUUUUGUGUAGUUUGAUUUUUAUAUAAUACUUUUAGUGCUCUGUA
This is a messenger RNA of Amphimedon queenslandica, 1794 nucleotides long. Its product is annotated as annexin A4-like. The record is from RefSeq and is a predicted model, not a curated record. Bases 89 to 1705 code for a protein of 538 amino acids. The transcript is spliced from 17 exons. Lineage: Eukaryota; Metazoa; Porifera; Demospongiae; Haplosclerida; Niphatidae. Gene Ontology annotation, molecular function: calcium-dependent phospholipid binding; phosphatidylserine binding; calcium ion binding. Gene Ontology annotation, cellular component: cytoplasm; nucleus; vesicle membrane.